Molecule: messenger RNA, 564 nt
Organism: Malania oleifera
Lineage: Eukaryota; Viridiplantae; Streptophyta; Magnoliopsida; Santalales; Ximeniaceae
Exons: 3
Coding region: 1-564 (187 amino acids)
Source: RefSeq, a predicted model, not a curated record
AUGACUUCUCAUUUCAGCUUGAAGGCGAAGACCUUCUCCAUUUUUGCUCUCGCACUUGCUCUAUUCGUGCAAGGCACUCUCGGGGAAGUAGCGUGUGAGAAUCUGGGGCAGGAGAAGUGCGCGUUCGCGGUGUCGGCGACGGGGCAGCGGUGCGUGCUGGAGAGGAAGGUGAAGCGCGCCGGCGAGGAGAAGUUCGUGUGCCGCACGUCGGACAUUGAAGCCGACGAGGUCAAGGAUUUGGUGGAGACGGACGAAUGCAUCACCGCGUGCGGCGUCGAAAGGAAGUCCCUCGGCAUCUCCUCCGACAACCUCCUUGAUUCUCGUUUCACCAAGAAGCUUUGCUCCUCCGACUGCUACCACUCCUGCCCCAACAUCGUUGAUCUCUACUUCAAUCUUGCUGCCAGCGAAGGCGUAUUUCUUCCUAAACUAUGUGAGGCACAAGGUGCUGGCGCCCGUCGACAGAUGGUGGAGAUUCGAAGUUCUGGUUUUCUAAAUGCUGCAGCACCUGAGGGAGUAGAGCUUGCUGCAAACGAUGCCAUUGCCCCAACACUUCCACCUCUCUAG